This is a messenger RNA of Vitis vinifera (wine grape), 2019 nucleotides long. RefSeq lists its product as uncharacterized. Lineage: Eukaryota; Viridiplantae; Streptophyta; Magnoliopsida; Vitales; Vitaceae. The coding region runs from base 1 to 2019 and encodes 672 amino acids. The transcript is spliced from 3 exons. The record is from RefSeq and is a predicted model, not a curated record. Gene Ontology annotation, biological process: DNA integration. Gene Ontology annotation, molecular function: RNA-DNA hybrid ribonuclease activity; nucleic acid binding.
AUGGGUUUUCCUGCAGACCCUCAGGCUGAGCCUCGUCGCCAUUGUCGAGAGAGCUUCUCUCUUAAACACUGGACUCAGCUAUCGCUCCAUCAGCAUUCCCCAGAACUUCCCGAGCCAAGGGAAGUCCCUCCUACUCCAUCCACUUCAGUUCCCUCGGAGCCUGUACCAGAGGCAGCAUCAUCUGAUGCUCCACCUGCUGUUCCUCCUACCGCAGAGCCGCCCAUCACUAUCCCUGGUUCAGAGUACCGUGCCUUGCUUGCUUCUUUUCAGACUCUGACCACUACUCAGACGACCAUUAUGGAGCGUAUGGACCACUUCCAGACUCAGCAGGACCAGCAGACUCUCAUUCUCCGAAGCGUUGUUGCGGAUCAUUUAGCGUCCUUACCAAUAAUCGAGAGUAGGCCAAUUGAUGAUGAUUUUCCAGAUGAGCAGUUUGUUGCUAUGACUAGAUUAUCAGGAUGGCGCAUGUACUUCGAUGGAGCAGCUAAUCAUUCAGGGUAUGGGAUAGGUGUUUUGUUGGUAUCUCCCCAGGGUGAUCACAUCUCGAGAUCUGUUCGUUUAACAUUUCCUGAUUACUAUCCCACCACAAAUAAUAUUGUUGAGUAUGAGGCAUGUAUCCUCGGUUUAGAGACUGCAUUAGAGCUUGGCAUCACACAGAUGGAUGUACUUGGUGAUUCCGAUCUAGUGCUCAGACAGGUUCGGGGUGACUGGAAGACCAGAGACGCGAAGUUGAAGCCAUACCAUGCCUACUUGGAGUUAUUGAUUGAGAAAUUUGAAGAGUUGAAAUACAUUCAUCUCCCUAGAGCACAUAAUCAGUUUGUUGAUGCUUUGGCUACCUUAGCUUCUACAGUUGAUAUUCCAACUAAUGUGGUAGUUCGUCCUUUACUGAUUGAGACUAGAUCUACGCCUGCAUAUUAUCAUUUGAUUGAUGAGAUAGAGGUCCAAGAUGACCUACCAUGGUUUCAUGACAUUCGUCAGUUUCUUAGAUUUGGCACAUACCCUGAAGCUGCGACAGCUAAGGAUCGGAGAGCGUUGAGGCAGUUAGCCACUAGAUUUGUGAUAUGUGGGGAGACCUUAUACAGACGAUCAGUUGAUGGAAUAUUACUAUUAUGUUUGGAUCGAGCCUCUGCAGAUCGAGUGAUGAGACAGGUUCAUGCAGGAGUUUGUGGUCCGCAUAUGGGAAGACACAUGUUGACCUGUAAGAUCAUGAGGGCUGGCUAUUUCUGGUUGACCAUGGAGACAGAUUGUUGCCAGUUUGUCCAGAGAUGCUCAGAGUGUCAGAUGCAUGGGGAUCUUAUUCAUGUAGCACCCUCAGAGUUGCAUGCUUUGACAUCACCAUGGCCAUUCUCAGUAUGGGGUAUUGAUAUCAUUGGAAAGAUCUCGCCGAAAUCUUCCAAUGGCCAUGAGUUCAUCUUAGUAGCCAUUGAUUAUUUUACCAAGUGGGUGGAAGCUGCAUCAUAUGCGAAGUUGACAUCUACUAGAGUUGCUAGUUUCAUCAGGUCACACAUCAUUUGUCGCUACGGAGUUCCACACGAGUUGAUUUCAGAUAGGGGUGCACACUUUAGAGCUGAAGUCGAAACUUUGUUACAGAAGUAUGGCAUCCAACACCACAGAUCGUCUGCAUACAGGCCACAAACUAAUGGAGCUGUAGAGGCUACAAAUAAGAACAUUAAGAGAAUUCUGAGAAAGAUGGUCAACACUUCUCGAGAUUGGUCAGAGAAGCUUCCUUUUGCCUUGUGGGCAUAUCGUACUUCUUUUCGUACUCCUACAGAAGCUACACCUUACUCCUUAGUUUAUGGUAUGGAGGCUGUUUUGCCAAUCGAGACAGAGAUGGGUUCUUUAAGAGUGACUCUUGAGCAGCAGAUUUCAGAGACAGACUGGCUGAGGCUGCCUAGGCUGAUCGACUUUGUAGGCCGUCAUAUUGUUCCAUUUAUCAAGAGUGAAUGGCUCACGGCAUAUUCGCUUUCUCUCCAGUUGAGGCUCAGAGGGAUAUCCCAGAUGCUCCAAAAUUUGGCAUAG